This is a messenger RNA of Quercus lobata, 1668 nucleotides long. RefSeq lists its product as uncharacterized. The transcript has a single exon. Lineage: Eukaryota; Viridiplantae; Streptophyta; Magnoliopsida; Fagales; Fagaceae. The coding region runs from base 33 to 1376 and encodes 447 amino acids. The record is from RefSeq and is a predicted model, not a curated record.
UAUGUGCUCAGGUCAUCUAGUUUGAACCAAAGAUGACACACAUUUGCUUCAAAUCCACUAGUACUAUCCGGGCAGCAGCGAGUCCUAACGAGUCAACUCGAAGGAUUGAGUUAACUCCAUGGGAUCUCCAGCUGCUCUUAGUUGAUCAUAUCCAAAAGGGUCUCCUUUUCUUCAAACCUACACCUUCACAAGAAGAAGAAGUACAGGGCAGCAGUGUGAUUAUUCACCUAAAAACCUCUCUGUCCCGCACAUUAGAUAUAUUCUAUCCCCUUGCUGGUCGCCUUGUCAUGGUUGGAAACGAUGAUGACAAGUCCACCUCUUUCUUUGUUGAUUGCAAUAACCUUGGAGCCCAGUUUGUUCAUGCGGUGGCUGAUGAUGUUACUGUGGCAGAUAUCCUUGAUCCCAUAUAUGUUCCAGACAUAGUCAACUCCUUCUUUUUGAUGAAUGGCAUAUUGAAUCACCAAGGCACUUCCAAGCCAUUGUUGGCUGUGCAGGUAACUGAGCUUAUUGAUGGUAUUUUCAUCGGCUGCACUUUAAACCAUUGUGUAGUCGAUGGUAGUUCAUUCUGGCAUUUCUUUAAUACCUGGUCUGAGAUAUCUAGAGGUAAUAAUAUUAAUCCCACAUCAAUAUCUCCUCCAAUUUUCCAACGUUGUUAUUUUGAUGGUAUUAUCGAUUUCCCACUUCAUAUUCCUUUCCAUCACAAUGAAAUCUCUGAUGUGAGGUCCAUUCCUCCUCCCCUGAAACAAAAGGUCUUUCAUUUUUCAAAGAAGAAAAUUUCACAACUAAAAGCAAAAGCCAAUGCCGAAAUGAGCACCAACAACAUCUCGUCCCUUCAAGCAGUAUUGGGUCAUCUUUGGCGAUCUGUGGUUCGCAACCGGCAUUGCAGCGCUAAUCAAGAGGCUCAUUACCACGUAGCUGUGGGAAUGAGGCAAAGAAUACAACCACCGUUGCCAGAAGAAUACUUCGGAAACGCGAUUUUAUUGGGGACCGUAACAACUACAGUUGAAAAUCUUCUUGAGCACGAAUUAGGCUGGGUGGCUUCACAGAUAAACAAGGUGAUUGCUUCUCAAACAGUCGAAGAAGGGAGGAAGUGUAUAGAGGAUUGGGUAAAAUCCCCAAAGAUAUCAAUACUUCGAGGAGUAACACGUAAUGCAUUGAUCACAGGAAGCUCGCCGCGAUUCAAUAUGUAUGGUAAUGACUUUGGUUGGGGAAGACCUAUUGCUGUGCGAAGUGGUGCUGGCAACAAGUUUGAUGGAAAGUUAACAGUGUUUCCUGGAAUGGAAGAAGGAAGUAUGGAUUUUGAAGCUUGUCUUUCGCCUGAGACAUUGCAAGCUAUGAUAGAUGAUUCAGAGUUCAUGGAGACUUUUGCCUCAUAAUUAAAACUUUUUUGUGAUCCUUCUUUGACCAAGAAAUGUUUGAAAUGCAAUUUGAAAUUGUAGUGUGAUCUUCCACUUUCUUAAAUAUAAUAAAAAAGAAGAAGAUGACCGUGGAAAACUUAAUGGUAGUGCUGUCUUUGAGAGAGAGAGAGAGAGAGUUAAUUGCUUGAAUGUUCACAGUGAUUUGUAAGUGUCGAGUGUUAUGACUCAGCUCAUGCUCAAUAACACCUUGAAUUGUACGAUUAUUGAAGCACUGUCAUAUCUAGGAACUUGUUUGAGUUCAACACUUCAA